GCAGAAACAGAUCGAUCUUGUGCUGAAGAAGGAUGAGCCACUGACCAUCGGCCGCGCUCAUCAGACUGAGGCCUUUGAACGUUUGGUGCCGGACGAUGCCCUACGGAACUGCGUGUCCCGCUCGCACUUCACCCUGACAUGGGAUGGCCAGCAGCUUUUGCUGAAACGCACCUCGGCAAAUGCCAUGAUAGUGGACGACGCCGUGACGCAACAGCAGCAG
Messenger RNA from Symbiodinium pilosum, 220 nucleotides. The record is from the annotation of a GenBank genome assembly. NCBI's taxonomy places the organism in Eukaryota, Dinophyceae, Suessiales, Symbiodiniaceae.